Molecule: messenger RNA, 2586 nt
Organism: Motacilla alba alba
Lineage: Eukaryota; Metazoa; Chordata; Aves; Passeriformes; Motacillidae
Product: zinc finger protein 2 homolog
Exons: 6
Coding region: 67-2058 (663 amino acids)
Biological process (GO): regulation of transcription by RNA polymerase II
Molecular function (GO): RNA polymerase II cis-regulatory region sequence-specific DNA binding; DNA-binding transcription factor activity, RNA polymerase II-specific
Source: RefSeq, a predicted model, not a curated record
CGGGACCGGGACCGGGAGCGGGAUCGGAGCGGGAACGGGCUCGGAUUUGGGAUUUCGGGGCUGAAGAUGCAGGAGAAUUACGAGAACGUCAUUUCCUUGGCCGAGGAGAUCGCCAUCAGUUGGCCGCGGAUCACCGCCUUCGCCGAAUCGCACCGGAGACGCGGCCUGGGCGCCGCUGCGGAAUCCGAGGCGGAUCAGCCCCGCCCCUCCCCCCCUCCGGCCCCGCCCCUUCCGGCGGGUGGGCGUGGCUCGGCGGAAGGGGCGGGGCCGGAGCUGCGGCGGCAGCUGGGGCUGAUCCUGCAGGCGGCCGGGAGGAGCCGUGUGGAGAAGAUGCUGCGGGAGCUGGUGCGGGAGCAGGGCCAGGCCGGGAAGCGCCGGAAGCGCCCGAGGGAGGCCCGGGACGGCGCCGCCGGCGCCGGGAGCGGCCCCGAAGACGACCCCACCCCUUUGGCCGCCCAAGACCCUCCCGCGCCUCAACCGUCGACCGAUGCCGACCUCCCGGCGACGCCGAAGGGCCGAAAACCCGCCGGGAGCUGCUCGGAGUGCGGCAAAAGCCCGGCCAAGCUCCGGCGCCGCUCCGAGUGCUGCCGGCGCUGCCGCCAACCGGAACGCGCCGCGGCGGCGGCGGUGGAGAAACCACACCGCUGCGGCGACUGCGGCAAAGGCUUCAGCCGCGGCUCCAACCUGGCGCAGCACCGGCGCAUCCACACCGGGGAGAGGCCGCACCGGUGCGGCGACUGCGGCAAGGGGUUCAUCCAGCGCUCCGACCUCGAGCGGCACCGGCGCGUCCACACCGGCGAGCGGCCGUACGCCUGCGCCGACUGCGGCAAACGCUUCAGCGUCAGCUCCCACCUGGACCGGCACCGCCGCACCCACGCCGGCGGGCCGGGGCCGCCGGAGCAGCCCCGCGGCAAAACCAAAACGGCGGCGUCGGCGGCGGAAUCGGCGCCGCACCGCUGCCCGGAUUGCGGGAAGAGCUUCGGGCAGCGCUCGGCGCUGGCGAAGCACCGCAAGACGCACACGGGCGAGCGGCCGCACCGCUGCGGCGACUGCGGCAAGAGCUUCAGCCGCGGCUCCAACCUGACGCAGCACCGGCGCAUCCACACCGGCGAGCGGCCCUUCGCCUGCGGCGACUGCGGCAAGGGCUUCAUCCAGCGCUCCGACCUUGAGCGGCACCAGCGCGUCCACACCGGCGAGCGGCCGUACUCCUGCGGCGAGUGCGGCAAGAGCUUCAGCGUCAGCUCCCACCUGGACCGGCACCGGAAAAUCCACGCGGCCGAACGCGCCUCCUACCGGUGCCCGGAGCACCUGGCCGGCUUUUUGGCGGCUCACCGGCACGGCAGGCUCUUCCAGUGCGGGCAGUGCGGGCGGUGUUUCGGUCAAGGCGCGGCGUUGUUGAAGCAUCAACGCUCUCACGCCGGCGGCAAGCCGUACAAGUGCCAGGAAUGCGGGAAAAGCUUCGGGCAGCGCUCGGCGUUGGUGAAGCACCGGCGCAUCCACACCGGCGAGAAACCCUACAAGUGCCCCGAGUGCUCCAAGGGGUUCAUCCAGAAAUCCGACCUCACCAUCCACCGGCGGAUGCACACCGGCGAGAAGCCGUACGCGUGCCGCGAGUGCGGCAAGCGCUUCAGCGUCUCCUCCAACCUCCUGACGCACCAGAGGACGCACCUGGGCGAGAAACCCUUCCAGUGCGCCGAGUGCGGCAAGAGCUUCAUCCAGCGCUCCGAGCUCACCAUCCACCGGCGCGUCCACACCGGCGAGAAGCCCUACGAGUGCCGCGAGUGCGGCAAGCGCUUCAGCCGCAGCUCGCACCUCAACCGGCACCGGCGCACCCACGGCAAAGCCGCCGUGUCUGCCUCCUCCUCUUCCUCUUCCUCCUUCUCCUCUUCCUCCUCCUCCUCUUCUUUCUCCUCCUCCUCCUCCUCCUCGGCCGCGGCGUCCGCGGGUUUGGCCUUCCCGGCGUUCCCGGGCUCCUCGGCCGUGCCGGCGGCGUUGGAGCUGCCCUGGGCGUUGGCGCUGCCGGGCCGGGCGUUCCCGGGCUUUCCGGUGGGUAAUUAGGGAGGCGGUUAAUUAGGGCCGGGGGGCGCUCGGGUAAUGAGAGGGGGGAGGCGGGGGCGGCCGCGGCGCCGGGGGGUUCCCGGCAUCGCCCAACUGGGCUUGGCCAACCCAACACCCAACCUUGGCUUGGUCCCAGUCCAUUCUCAUGGCUGAUUAACGAUCUCUAAUUAAUUAGGGGUGAUUAAUUGGCUAAUUAAGUGCACACAUGAGGAGUUCCCAUCAUUCCAUGGUUCCGGGGGGUUCCCGGCGCUCCCGGCGCCCAACUGGGCUUGGCCAACCCAACACCCAACCUUGGCUCGGUCCCGUUGAGUUCCCAUUCAAAGUUGGUGCCCAAUUAACGAUCUCUAAUUAAUUAGGGGUGAUUUUAUUCAUUAAUUAAUGGGGAGAUGAGGAGUUCCCAUCAUUCCAUGGUGCCGGGGGGUUCCCGGCAUUGCCGGCGCCCAACCGGGCUUGGCCAACCCAACACCCAACCUUGGCUCGGUCCCGUUGAGUUCUCAUGGCCGAUUAACGAUCUCUAAUUAAUUAGGG